AUGGCGACUCCAAAGCUCAUUAGCGCUGCGGACGAGUCCGGCAUCAUCUGCGUGUACAAGGACGGCAAUCCCAAGAUCAAGAGCCGCAGCUACUUCCGCACCGUGCUCGACGUGUUCCUCCCAGCUGGCUACCCGCACACGGUUACACGUGAUUACAAGACCUACCAAAUCUACGACUCGCUCCAGGCCUUUUCUAGCACCAUAGCCGGACUGCUGUCGUCGCGGGCCGUCCUCCAGGGCUUCGGUGUAGGCGACGCGGCGUCGUCGGCCACGGCGGCGGUGCUGCUGACGGUGCUGCAGGAGUCGACGGGCCGGCUGGCUACGAUCCUGUUCGCCCACCGGCUGGGGCAGGCCAUCGAGCCCGAGUGCAAGUUCUACCGCUUCCUGGCCGACAUCUUCAACGACGCCGGGCUGUUCCUCGAGGUGCUGUCACCGGCCCUGCCGCACUACGCCAAGGUGCUCGCCCUGUGCGCGUCGGGCGUCCUACGCGCCCUAUGCGGCGUCUCGGGCAUGAGCGCCAAGGCCUCGCUCAGCGCCCACUUCGCCCGCAACGGCAACCUGGCCGAGCUCAACGCCAAGGACGGCAGCCAGGAGACCGUCGUCAGCCUGCUGGGCAUGCUGGUCGGCAGCCUCUUCGUCCGCUACGUCGAGAGCCCGCUGGCCGUCUGGGCCUGGAUGCUGGCGCUCGUCGGCGCCCAUCUGUGGACCAACUACCUGGCCGUGCGCGGCGUGCAGAUGCGCUCCCUCAACAAGCAGCGCGCCACCGUGGUCGUCACCGAGUUCCUGCGCACCGGACGCGUGCUGCGCCCCGACCAGGUCGCGGCCAAGGAGAAGAUUCUCAGCUGGAAGGCGCCGCGCGUCGACUUUGCCUGCACGUACCCCCGGCUCGGCGAGAUCAGUCCCAGUGACCUGCAGGCGUUCGACAAGAUGGAGUAUGUCAUCGUCAGCGGCACCGGCGGUCAACGAAUCUACCUCAAGAACGGCGCCUCCACCAUCGACGCCCUGGAGGCGUGGAUCACGGCUCUCAAGGGCCCGAGAUCGGUCGUGGAUGAGGAUUUCUGGAAGGCCAUUGCGAGUGCGGGAUGGGAUCUGGAGACGAAUGCCAUGGAGACGGGUCCCGCGGUUCGGAUCGUGGUGGCAUAG
Molecule: messenger RNA, 1143 nt
Organism: Anthostomella pinea
Lineage: Eukaryota; Fungi; Ascomycota; Sordariomycetes; Xylariales; Xylariaceae
Source: the annotation of a GenBank genome assembly